AUGGACCCUCCAAACCUAGAUAGUCUCAAUCUAUCCGAUUCGGAUUCGGACGCAUUAUUUGACACCCCCGCUGCCAAACAGAACAAGAAGAAGCCGCGAGCGGGCCCUGGAGACAGCACAGAUGGAGCUGGGGGGAGCAAAGCGCGAGCGAAAGAGUCUCACUAUACGGCGGAGGAAGCACGAGAAGCUGCCUUGCGCCAGGAAUUGGAAAGCGUUCGUAAUGUGAAUAGGGUGAUUGAAGGCGUUCUCGAGAGCUUACAAAAAGCGCGGGACAACAUGGACACUGUUUCGCGAACUGUCCACAAUGCCUCCACGCUACUGCAGACGUGGACCCGCAUUCUCUCUCAAACAGAGCACAAUCAACGCCUCAUUCUGAACCCUCAAUGGCAAGGAGCGAGCCAGGAUCUUUUAGAUAUACAAAACGAGGAGAUACAGCGUCAGCAGGCAGCACAUCGUCGUGAAGCCGAAGAACAAGCCAGACGCGAAACUGCAGCAAGAGGCGCAGAGGAAGAACGUCGAAAGGCAGAAGCACCCGCUAGAGGAAGCACAAGAGGCCGCGCGAGAGGGAGUGUCAGAGGAAGGGGCACAACGUCAUCUUCCGGGUACGUUGGAGUUGGUGGACAGACCGGGCGCGGCGUUAGUCGCAGCGCGUCUACACGUACUCGGGCAGGUAGCAGCAUAGGGCGAGGGUUAAGAGGUAAAGGAAGGGGUCUCGGUUGA
This is a messenger RNA of Westerdykella ornata, 720 nucleotides long. RefSeq lists its product as uncharacterized. Lineage: Eukaryota; Fungi; Ascomycota; Dothideomycetes; Pleosporales; Sporormiaceae. Bases 1 to 720 code for a protein of 239 amino acids. The record is from RefSeq and is a predicted model, not a curated record. The transcript has 2 exons. Gene Ontology annotation, biological process: mitotic cell cycle. Gene Ontology annotation, cellular component: DASH complex; mitotic spindle.